Messenger RNA from Diaporthe amygdali, 738 nucleotides. RefSeq names its product Tetracenomycin polyketide synthesis O-methyltransferase TcmP. Gene Ontology annotation, molecular function: methyltransferase activity. The record is from RefSeq and is a predicted model, not a curated record. Lineage: Eukaryota; Fungi; Ascomycota; Sordariomycetes; Diaporthales; Diaporthaceae. Bases 1 to 738 code for a protein of 245 amino acids. The transcript is spliced from 4 exons. Gene Ontology annotation, biological process: methylation.
AUGGCUUCAUCAGACGUCAACUCGUCACGCCCCAAUGGUGCUGCCACUUCCAGCUACUCAACGGCCAAUGGAACUGUCAUCAACCUCAUCGGCGGGUUUGAGACCCUGCUGUGGACAUUGCUGGCACGUGCGACAGAUGCCGUGUCCUUGAAUCCCAUUCUAGAUGAUCACCAUGCCUUGAAGACUAUUUCCCGGGUCAAGGACACUGGCUUCAAGUUUCGGAGUAGUGCACUCGGAUCGAUCUGGGCAUUCCUGACCCGAGUGGUGUCCGUCAGGUCAAGAUCUAUUGACAUGAUCACAGAAGAUUUCCUCAAGGCGCACCCGAAGAAUGCGAUCAUAUUGCAUCUAGCCUCUGCGUUGGACUCGAGGAGCAUGCGCGUAAAGUGGCAGGGUGAGGGAAAGCUGUGGGUUGAUGUAGACCAAGAAGAUGUUGUAGAAUUGCGGAAACAACUGAUUGAUCCGGUCAAUCCUGGAGAAGGCGAAUACCGUCUGACAGGCCCAAAUGAGUACAGUGAAGGCUGGCUUACUGACCUGAAGAUACCUGGCGACCGCCCCGUACUCAUUAUCAUGGAGGGCUUGUCCAUGUACCUGUCCGAAGCCGAGAAUAUCGCCAACUUCAAGCAGCUCACCCAGCACUUCCAAUACGGCGGCGAGAUCGUUUUUGAUGUGUUAGGAUCAUUUCCAGUAUGGGCGGUGAAUAGUGUCCUUCCUCUGUUUGCCAUAGCAUCUCUGGAAUGA